Messenger RNA from Dacryopinax primogenitus, 1954 nucleotides. Its product is annotated as MFS DHA1 sub-family. The record is from RefSeq and is a predicted model, not a curated record. The coding region runs from base 25 to 1476 and encodes 483 amino acids. Gene Ontology annotation, molecular function: transmembrane transporter activity. Gene Ontology annotation, biological process: transmembrane transport. Lineage: Eukaryota; Fungi; Basidiomycota; Dacrymycetes; Dacrymycetales; Dacrymycetaceae. The transcript has 10 exons. Gene Ontology annotation, cellular component: brush border membrane.
ACGAACGACUUUUCUGCACCAAGGAUGCCGUCUAUAGCACACGUGAAGACUGUGGUGGUGUUAGCCUUGAUUGUUGAUCUGCUAGCUUUCACCAUACCGCUACCUCUCUUCCCUCGUAUUAUUGAGUGGUACACACAAAAGGAACUCGGAGAUACAAAUGGACUCCUUUACCGGACGCUGGCGUCCAUCCGCUCAUUACAGACUUGGUUACAUGGAGGGGUGUUGAACUCGAGGCGACAGUGGGAUGUGGUGCUGCUGGGCGGUUUUCUGGGAUCUGUUUUCUCCGUACUACAGUUUGUCGUCAGCCCUUGGAUUGGGUCGUUGUCUGAUGCAUACGGGCGAAAACCUAUCCUCCUGAUCUCUAUGAUUGGAAACAUCGUCUCUGCUGUUGUCUGGAUGCAAUCCACCUCGUUUACCUCAUUUCUGCUGGCACGCGCCACUGGGGGGUUCAGCGAGGGAAAUGUGCAAUUAUCUAUCGCUAUUCUCUCAGAUGUGACCGAACCAGCGAACAGAGCUCGUGCACUUGCUUUGGUCGGUCUUGCUUUUGCUCUCUGUUUUUCGACUGGUCCCGUCCUCGGUGCAUACUUCGCCCAAAGGCCGUUCCCUUUGACGAUCGGUCCAUUCGCCCAUGUCGAUCUCAAUAUAUAUGCAACCCCGGCUGCGUUGACUGUUAUCUUGCUGACUGUGGAAACCAUAUUUCUCGUCUUCUUCCUCCCAGAGACACGAGGGUAUGUGUUGCCGAAACUCCCAGGCUCGUCGUCGGAGAAGAAGUCCCUAUCUACAGAGGCCGAAGUGGACGAAGAUACUGGGUUUGUACAUGCCCCAGCUGUGACUGGCUCUUCCGGGACGGUACAGCAGCGACUAACCAUUCUCAACCUCCUGCGCUGGACUCAUUUCGCAUUCCUCAGCGUAUUCUCGGGCGUGGAGUUCACCCUUACUUUCCUCACCUUCGACUUAUUUGACUGGAACAAUUCUCAAAAUGGAAGGAUGCUGGCUUUCAUCGGUGUCAUCAGUGCGUUACUCCAAGGUGGCUAUGUGCGACGGUCGAUCCGCAAGACUGGCGAAGGUGUUAUGGCUCGCCGAGGUGUGAUGAGUUGCGUUGUCAGCUUUGCCGUUCUCGCUGUGCUUCCCCAUGCGGGUACUUCCGGACCCCGGAUUAUCUACGCAGCGGCAGUUUGCUUAGCCUACACUUCUGCCACUGUCGUGAAUUCUCUCACAGCACUGGCGUCGCUUCAGUGUGACGAACCUUCCAAUGAUCCGUCAUCGGUAUUUGACAGAGAUCCGCGUCUGCUGAAGGGCCGUGCACUUGGUGAGUUCCGAUCAGCCGGACAGCUGGGCCGCGCGAUUGGGCCACUGCUUGCCUGCGCAGCUUAUUGGACCGUUGGACCGUCUUUCACAUACGGGGUAUCCGCGUUGGCGAUGUUCGCCCUGUCGUCAGCAAUGCGUAGAAUUGCAGUUAAACCGAAAACAGAAUAGAAUCACUAUGGAUGCAGAAUAACGGAGUCCGUUGGUAAUACAUAAUGCUAUUUAUCCAUACAGAUAUCCAAUGCCUAUUGAACCCCAUAGCCAUCCUACACGACCGAUAACGGCUUCCAUAACCCUUGCGUGGCUCCCUCGAUUGAUCCACCAGAUGUGCUCAUCGCUCUUGAUCUGGAGGGACCCCUGAUCGGAAUGGCUGUAGGUGCCGCGCUGUCUGUCGCAAGAAGUAAGUAUUUCCCAGGCGCUAGCCCGAGGCUAGCUGAGGAAGUUCUGGAACGGAGAACGACAGGAUUUGCAACCGGAAUGAGUGGAGCUUGUUCUGAUGGCGGCGUCAUUACCGGUCGGGGAUCUUCUUGCAAGAUGACGCGUGGGCGGUAUGUGAGACAAAAAACGCCGAGGAAUGUUGUGGCACAGCCGUAAAGGAAGGUGAUAAAUCGGUGCAGUUCCAUAUCCUCGAAGUCACGGUAUAGAAUCG